GAAGUGAAAGAGGGUAAAGAAAAAGAAAAAAUUCGUGCGCGAAGGGUAUGUUGCCAGACUGAACUCAGUUCAAGACAUUUUAUAUCAUAUGUGGCGAAUAUUGUUAGUUGAUAUCACGAGCUUGCACUAAAGACGAGAGAAAAGUACAACCUGUUACGCUGCGUUACAAAAUAACUGACUAGCUAGUUAUCUUAAAACUGUUGGUGGUAGGCUAGAAAGGUCUUGCAGGCUACGCUACAGUAGAUACCUACGCGAGAUAGCUAGACUAGCUAGCUGCGCUGUCAACUGUGGGGCACUGCGUCGCAGACAACCUGUCCCAGCUGAACAAUAGAAAGCUAGACAGUUAGCUGGCUAGCUCUAAUAUUGUAAGAAAAUAAUUAUCGGGCUUGUCUGGAGUUGAAGGAUUGACAACAUGACGUCCAGGAAGAAAGUGCUUCUGAAAGUCAUCAUUCUGGGGGAUUCUGGUGUGGGCAAGACCUCCCUGAUGAACCAGUAUGUGAACAAGAAGUUCAGCAACCAAUACAAAGCCACGAUAGGAGCAGAUUUCUUGACCAAGGAGGUGAUGGUGGACGACCGACUCGUCACAAUGCAGAUCUGGGACACAGCUGGGCAGGAGAGGUUCCAGUCAUUGGGGGUAGCGUUCUACCGUGGGGCUGACUGCUGUGUGCUGGUGUUUGAUGUGACGGCUCCCAACACCUUCAAGACCUUAGACAGCUGGAGAGAUGAGUUCCUGAUCCAGGCUAGCCCCAGAGACCCGGAGAACUUCCCUUUUGUGGUUCUAGGCAACAAGAUUGACCUGGAGAACAGACAGGUGACAACCAAGAGGGCCCAGGCCUGGUGUCAAAGUAAGAACAACAUCCCUUACUUCGAGACCAGCGCUAAGGAAGCCAUCAAUGUAGAGCAAGCCUUCCAGACCAUUGCACGCAAUGCCCUCAAACAGGAGACAGAGGUGGAGUUGUAUAAUGAAUUCCCUGAACCCAUUAAACUGGAUAGGAAUGACAGAGCCAAGCCUUCACAAGAGAGCUGCAGCUGCUGAAGUGGCGUUAGGACUAUCUUCUCUCUGGCCUACUGGAACAUCCCCAUGACCCCACUCUCAGCACCUUUGUGGUCCCUACUCCUCCCUCAGAGUGAACUGCUCCUCUGGUCCGUCACAGAUCAUGUCACAUUCCCGGCCCACCACAAUCCCAUUAGCUGCCCAGUAAUAGUGCACAUGGGUGCACAGACUCGGUACCUACGGUACACACUCACUCCACACACAAUGAAUCUGGCACAAAAAAAUUAUGUUAAGCGAAGAAUGACAGCUCACUCACUCACCUGUAUUUCUAACUGCCCCCAGACUCCCUUCUGUUAAUGCUAUUAAGAAAGAUGUAGCCAUGUUUUAACAGAGCGAGUGGAAGAUGCAGUGGCAUAAUGUGAGAGGAGGUGGCUUGGGACAGAAUUCCUGUGAUUUCUGGUCCUCUUCAUUUUCUAUUCUUGAAAAAUAUAUUCAUUAUUUUCUCAUAUCUCAGUGAACUCCUUUAUCUGUCUAACUAUGGAGGAAUAAUGAACUGUAUUUUUUUUAUUAUUAUUAUUGGCUGUUGAUGUAAAAGUCUUAAGCCAGUCUGGAGCGUAUUUGUUAGCACUUUUUCCUCGUCGAGUUGAUUUUUUUCAUUGCCUUAAAUGUUAUACACGUAGUGGUCGGCAUAAUGACUACCAUCCUUGUCAACAACCCAUAAAGAUCCUGUUAAUCAAAAAACAAAACAAACACCUUUAUGCCUGGUGGUGUCCACACCCUUUGUACAGUAGGUAGCACCGUGAUUUGUUCUAAAUUCACAUUAAAGGGCCAAUAUUCAUAAAUGAGGCAACAACAAUAGAAAAGCUUAAGACGUAGACAAUGUUAUUAUCCUAAUUGUACUACUGAUACUAUUGUAUGUAAUUUGUCUGCCAUUUUGUUUCAACACUAGAAUUACAGAUCUGUUGCCAUACACCUCUUCUCUAAUAACUGUCUCUGUUGCUACUGUUUCUUUUACUCUGCUGGUAGCUCAGGUUGGCAAGUUUGUUAAUAAGUGCAUAAUAUUAAUUUUUAACAGAUUGUGUACUACUAUGUGUGUAGAUGUAAUAGAUAAAAUGCUGAGAGAUGAAAUGGGAUUGGAUGCUCUUUAUCUGUGAGUUAUAAAGAAAUAGUCCAAGAAUUUACCCUGGUAUUGCUCUUUUCUUCCUAAUAAAGCAACUGCUAUGCCAAUGAUGUUGAAAAGUAUUGGGAUAUCAAAAGAAGUUAUAAUAAAGUGUCUCUUGAAUAUAAACAUU
Osmerus eperlanus (European smelt) is the source of this 2286-nucleotide messenger RNA. RefSeq names its product ras-related protein rab7-like. Gene Ontology annotation, cellular component: late endosome; phagocytic vesicle; lysosome. Gene Ontology annotation, molecular function: GTPase activity; GTP binding. The record is from RefSeq and is a predicted model, not a curated record. Lineage: Eukaryota; Metazoa; Chordata; Actinopteri; Osmeriformes; Osmeridae. Gene Ontology annotation, biological process: phagosome-lysosome fusion; endosome to lysosome transport. Bases 413 to 1036 code for a protein of 207 amino acids. The transcript is spliced from 6 exons.